AGACGGAGGCUGCAGCCAGAGACAAGGGCGGGGCUGGUUGCUAGGAUGUCGAUUUCCCUGCCAAUCAUCUGCUCGGCUCCCGAUGGGCGGGGCGCGGUUCGCAGCGUCUGUGGAAACGCAAGCUGCAGCGGAGGAGCUGUGGUGAGACCGUGAGAAACCUGACAACGGGUUGGCGGCGGCGGUGCUGCGUCGGGGGUCCUUAAUCUCUGUCCUUGAGGCUGGAGAAGGGAGAAAACAUGACUGCUGGCUCAGUGUGUGCCCCUCAGAUCAUACCACUGCGAGUGCCUCAACCUGGAAAAGCUAACCAUGAAAUUGAUACCAAUACUCUUUUGGAAAUGAAAUCCGACACCCCAGAUGUCAACAUAUAUUACACCCUGGAUGGCAGCAAACCUGACUUCCUAAAGAAAGUUGGUUCUGGUGAAAAUAAUACAUUUAAAUAUGUAAAACCUAUUACUCUGCCUGAUGGAAAAAUUCAAGUUAAAGCUGUUGCUGUCUCUAAAGACUGCAGACAGAGUGGAAUUGUGACAAAGGUGUUUCAGGUGGACUAUGAACCACCGAAGAUGGUCUCUUCUGAAGACAAUGUUGAAGAUGCUCUCAAGGGGUUCUCAAAGCAGGAAUUAAAAAAUGGGUUUGUCGGACCAAAACUAAGGAAGAAGUAUAAGAAUGCUGAAAAUAAAUCAACUUGGAACGUUAACCUUAGACGGCUUGCAGACCUCAAGGUAGGCGAAAGAGCAGACCCUAAAACUCUGAAAGAUCUUCGCUUCGCAGAGAGUCCACUGGAAAUCCCAGCCUACCAUGAGGGAGCGAGUGCUCGACUGCCUACUCACCAGGCCCAGUCCCCUGGCUUUGCACACAUAACUGGCCAGAAGAGUCUGACGAGCACCGAGAUCAUGAGGAUCCAGAGGGAGACAGACUUCCUCAAGUGUGCCCACUGUCUGGCUUCCCGUCCAUCUGAUCCAUUUGCUCGCUUCUGUCACGAAUGUGGAGCUCCUGUCCCACCCAUAUUUGGCUAUCGUCUUCCACCCCCAGAAGGGGCUCAGAUGGGCCUGUGUGCAGAAUGUGGCAGUAUGGUUCCCAUGAACACCCCCAUCUGUGUGGUGUGCGAAGCUCCUCUUGCUCCACAGCUUCGGCCACAGGCCAGCCUCUACUUAAAGGAGAGGGUAAUCUGUCGCACCUGUGGCACUGGGAAUCCUGCUCAUCUGAGAUACUGUGUCACCUGUGAGGGACCCCUGCCUCCAACACAAGAGCAGUGGCUGUGCAAUGGAGAUGAAGUCCCUCAUCCGCCCGCUCGAAAUGGGGAGACCAUUUCCUGCUCCAGGUGUGGCUGCCAGAACCUCUGGGAGGCAUCCUUCUGUGACUGGUGUGGAGCCAUGCUUGGCAUUUCUGCUAGCCACUCUGUCUGCCCAAAAUGUGGGGCCAGCAAUCAUCUGACUGCCCGCUUCUGUGGCUCCUGUGGUAUUUAUGUGAAGUCCAUAACAAGGUUUAGAAUGCAUAACAGCUUGGCCAUAGUUGCUGGAGCGCCUCGCCCAUUUCCUGAGCCCCGAUCUGCCUGGCAGUCCCUAAACGUCCCUUUGCCCACAUCUGCCAGUGGGUCUAAGAAGGACACGGGCACUCAGACCUCUGGCCUGUUCUACCCAUCUGGCAAGCUCCUGGCAAAGAAGGAACUGGAGGCGGCUUCUCACAGGCAGAGGCAGGAGAAGAUGAGUGACCACAGGCCAGUCCUCACAGCCGUCAGCCCGGGAAGAGGCUACUGGAGAAAGCAGUUGGAUCACAUCUCUGCUCACCUCAGGUCCUAUGCUCAGAACAACCCUGAAUUCCGGGCCUUGAUUGCAGAGCCCAGGAUGGGGAAGCUUAUCUCUGCCACUGUCCAUGAAGAUGGCUAUGAAGUUAGCAUCAGACUGAACUAUAUUCAAGUCUCAAACAAGAGCCUGUACUUCAACAAGUCGGUGAAUCUCAGUGACCACUUUCUGAGCAGUGUCACCGAAGGUGGGAACGGGCUAUAUGACAGCAGGUCCAGCUUGGUGAGUGCCUAUAGCCAGAGCGUCUCAGACACCCCCGAAAGUAUCAAGAAGAUGAAGAAUCUCAAGGCCAAAAGCUUCCUUGUGAACCCAGAGCCGCUCACACCUGAAAACAAACUCCUGCUGGAGGAAGUUGGCUCCUCAGGGAAAGGAAGACUGUCUGUGCUGGAACAGCUGCUGGAUGAAGUGAGUGCCAUGAGAAUGGGCCUCUCUGCAGAGAUCAGCCUGGGAGCAGACCCUAACUGCUGUGAUAGUCAAGGUCGACCUGCUGUUAUUGUGGCUGUUGUGAAUAAACACUAUGAAGCCAUUCCAGUCCUCGCUCAGAGAGGAGCAGACAUCGACCAGCAGUGGGGACCGUUCAGAAACACAGCUCUUCACGAAGCAACUCUACUUGGCCUGGAAGGAAGGGAGAGCAUCGCCACUUUACUGGGAUGCAAUGCAAACGCCCAAAAGAAGAACACAAGAGGCCAGACAGCAUAUGACAUCGCUCUGGAGAUGGGAGAUGACCUCACCUCUUCUCUCUUUGCCGCUAAGUUCACCCAAGGUCUGGAGGACCAACUUUCUCCACCUGGGAACCGCAUCCUAGGUGACAGUUAGAUCUGAGGGGUCAGGAGGCUGCAGAGACUGCCCAGCUACAGCUGGGCUUAGUUUGGAAUGCGUAUUUAAGUGUAAGAAUUACGGUUGAAAAGAACUCAUAAGACUGUGUGUGUGUGUGUGUGUGUGUGUGUGUGUGUGUGUGUGUGUGUGUAUGAGAGAGAGAGAGAGAGAGAGAAGGGAGAGUAUGUAAGGGAGGGAGAAGAGAGAGAGGAGUGUGUGUGUGUGUGUGUGUGUGUGUGUGUGUGUGUGUUUGUGUGUGAGAGAGAGAGAUUGAGCCUUGCAGAUGCUAAGGCAAGCAUUGUACCACUGGGCUAUAUCCCCAGCUUUCUUCAUUUUGAAAUAAGAUCUCAUAAAGUUGCUCAAGCUGGCCUUGAACUCCCCCUAUAGCAUAGACAGGCCUUGAACAACGUGGGAUCUUCCUGCCGCAGCCUCCGAAGUAGCUGAGAUUACAGGUUGUGACAAACAAACACAGCUUUUUUUUUUUUAAGGUGGUAUAACUACCCAAUACCACCUAUACCUUAGAGUAUGAUAAAAUGAAAGUUUUGUGUUUUAUUUUCUGUUUUGUUGUUUUGUUUUCCCUUUUUUUUUCUGAGACUAUAUAGACAUGGCUGGCCUAGAAAUUUGCUAUGUAGACCAGGCUGGCCUUAAACACACAGGCUGUCUCUGCCUCCCAAAUGCUGGCAUUAAAGGCAUGUGCCACCAUGUCCAGAUUUUUAAAAAUAUUUUAUUGAUAAUUUUGAAAUUUGGUUUUUGAUUUUUUGUUCUUCUUUAUUGUUGUUUUGAGACAGGGUCUCAUGUGUCUUGUCCUUGAACUUGUUAUGUGGCUGAGGAUGACCUUGAACUUGUGAUCCUGCCGCCUCCACCUUCUAAGUGCUGGGAUUACAGACUUGUACCACAUUGGAUUUUAUGUGGUACAGGGGAUUGAACCCAAGGCUUCAUGCAUGCUAACCAAAUACUCUACCAACUGAACUACAUUCCCAGCCUGGUUAUUAAUUUAUCUUUCCAUAGAUAAUAACACUUGUGGUUUAAAGCCAAAAGUAUAAAGUACUAUAUAAUAAAGUUCUCAUCCAGGUUCUUAAACCACUGUUUCAUCCUUAGAACCAGCCAUGUCUGUGUAGAGGUGGUACAACAUUAUAUAAUCACAUAUGUAUAUGUACACAAGGAGGAUAACAUAAAAGUACAUAGCACGUAUAUAUCCUUCCCUAUAAUAUAGCUUAAUUAAAUAAUUUGUAAGAAUUCAUAGCAGAACGGCUAUGUCCUUUCCUUAGCAGAGAGCAGACAGUGUAUCUGAAAAGUCUCUUCCCAGGAUCCAGAAUGGGAUGAACCUGUCUUGUGCUCCCUCAAACUGGACUCAGCCCAUCUCUGGGCUCUUCCCCCUCUGCCCAGCAGUAUUCCCUGCCUGGUGGUGACCCCUCACCCACAGCAGACAGAUGACUGGAAACAGUUCUACUUGCAUGACAGCGUUACAGACUGGCUCUUUCUUUCCUACAAAGGAUCAAAGAAAUAUGUUCCUAGGAAUGGGUUUAAUAUGGAUGUAACUUAGAUUCUGCUAAGUCUGCUGAAAGCAAGACCACACUUGCUCAGCAUGACAUUCUGUUUCUUAGUGGCGGUUCCUCUUCCCCCAACUUGCUGUAAUGUUCAGGACAUCCAUCAGGAAAGAGAUCCACUGUCUAUAAGAGACCUAGGAGGUCUCUUCCUACAGAUAUGUGGACAUCUGGUUAGUGCUAUUAGAUGCUUCUGUGUCUGGUGUUUUGUUUUCUGCCAUCUAGCAAAAUGUCUAACACUCAGGCCCCUCCUUUGGAGAACAUUCCACAUUGUAUGAGAAACUCUGGGCCUCCAGCAUCUCUCUCUCUUCCUUUUACUUACAGAAUAGUACAUGUGAGUCCACUUGAAGAGAGGGGUAACUGCCACCUUGCCUGCCUCUCUGUGUAAUGGGUGACACAGUUGGUCACAAUCAGUGGCCCAAUAGUAGUUAUGAUCCCACAGUCCUCAGAGCUACUUUUUCCAGAAGUCGCUCUACAAACCCUUGACCAAUGUGAACCCCAAAUACUCUGCCUGGUUAUAUGUUCUGUGUAUUUCCCUUGAAAACCAUGGAACUAUUCCCACACAGAUACACAUACUGGCACACUUAUAGAGUUGGCAUAGAACAAUCUUAGAUACAGCAUUUGGAAGCACAGACAGAAAGUGUCGAGAGAAGACAGAGAAAUCAGACCAGCUAAAGAUAUUGGAAUAUUAUGGUAAUGGCAUCACUAUGGUUCUUAGUACAUACAAAAGAGGGUAUGUAGGCCAAAAAUGUUAAGUGCAGUUGAGUAGAGAGAGGCUCUGUGACCGUGCUGGAGGAAUUGAUGGGAUGGAGUGGUCAUCUGAUGGAUGGACUUGCAUGGCUCAAGGGAGGAGCAGCUGGUUAGCAGAAUACUUCUCCAGACUGUUGUCUGUCUAGGACAUUAGUGGAAUCAGAGGACUAUUGAGUUCUUAACUGAUUGGUGGUGACAGCCCAACUAAAGGGACAUUCUCUAGAGCCUACCUAUGCUCUACCUAUGCUGUUGAUGUUAGGUAAAUUCAUAAUAAAGUCCACUAGCUUAUGCUGAUGACAGUUUGACCUCAUUCCCCUCAUAACAUACCUGAAGGCCUCGGUAAACUUCACAGGCUGAUCCCUUUGUAAUCUCCCAGAGUCCUCCAUCUUUAGCAAAGUUGAAUUUGUAAGGUUGAGACAAAAAUCGUAUUCUCCAGCAGGUACAUUGUCUCCUGUGACUGCUAAAGCAAAGCUCUCCAUUGUUUUUAAUCUGUUACCAUUUUGGCCCGGUCUGGAUCUUUCUAUCUUCAAGUCUCAAUAUCUAUUGUAGGAACCCAGGAGGAGCUGUAGGGUUUUUUUGGUUGGGGUUUUUGGCCAGAUGCAGUCUAUAGGUUUGAAUUAAGUUCAGGUUACCCAAAGUGUUGAGCCAAAAUAUUAUCUACAAAACUGGGCCAUCAAGUCUGAGAGUCUGAAAGCUGCCAAGACAAUUCAGCUUCGAACACAGGCCUUCCACGUAUUCUAGAUUCAUUGAAUGUACAUCUUUUUAAAGUGUAGGCAGCACGUAGGCCAGCUCACGUACCAUGUACCAUUAGGGCCCUGUGAGAAAUGAAGCUGCACCUUCCUGCCUACCAGAGACAUCCACGUGGCAGACAGCAAGGAGCUGGUGACCCCUUACCUAGUCUCAAGGUUAAGAUGUUGAAACGGGAUUUUUGGUUGUGUCUAAUACUGUGAAAUAACAAUGUAAGUGGUCUGUUUCCCUUCGGUAAGCUUCUUCAGUGAUGUGACCAUGUGGGUUGUUUCUGUGUUACGUUCCUGACAGCCAAAGUCCUGAAGGUGCCUUUUCACGUUAAAGUGGUUUGAUCUCUGAGUUGAGUUAUGAGAAAUAGGCGAGAAUAGAGGAGUCCCAAGAGUAAAGCUUUAAGAAAUGUGGGCUGCUGAGAUGUCUUUUAGUGGUUGAAGGUGUGUCUUUGAAGAGGCUUGUGGGAUCUCCUCAUUCUCUUUUGCUUCCUGGUGAUGAAGUGAAUGGUUUUGUUCUGGUAUGAUGUAGUUAGUGCCUUGCCACAGGCUCAAAGGCAUGGAACCAAAUGAUCACGGACUGGAAACUUCUAAGCUGUGAGCCAACACAAACCUUUCUGUUUGUAAGUUGAUUAUGUCCAGUAUUGUGUUAUAGUGAUGAAGCGCUGACUAGUACUGUGUUGUGCCUGCAUGCUUACACAUCCAACCUCCAUGCCUGAGGCUGUAAGUCUUAUGUUUAAGUAUAGCUCUUGGCCCAAAGUGGGCUCUUAGGAAAUACUUGUGAAAAAUUACUUCAUGGCUUUCUGAUUGGUCAAUAUGCCUAAAGGAUAGCUUUGCAAAAUAGAUACCUAAGAUAUUAAGUUUGGAAAACAUUUAUUUUCUGAUAUAAGGCUGUACUCAAAAGGAUCAGGCAUAUGCUAGCAAAUUUCUAAAAUGAAUCAGUAUCUUGGUUGUAUCAGGUUAUGCACUGUGAGGAGAGUAAUGCUGGGGCAGGUUUUGCCUCCUAGACAUGUGUAUAGUUGAGAUGGGCAUUCAGAUCUCAGCAGAGUGCUUAAUCCUGUGUUUAUCCUGUGCAGACAAGUGAUUGUCUCAUAAAACAUUUCAUUCGUAUAGCACUGUAAGAAUCUAAAACAGCAAAAAAAUUUAAAGUAAAAACUGCUGAACUACACAUUCUUAGAGUAUCCGUUCUCUCAAGGUUUCUGUGCAUGUCAGAUCUCAGCAGAGUGAUUAACUGUUUAUCUUGUGCAGACAAGUGAUUGUUUCGUAAAACAUUUCAUGUGUGUUAUAAAGAAUCUAAAACAGCAGAAAAUUUAAAUAAAGUAAAAAAACUACUGAACUAUA
Molecule: messenger RNA, 6984 nt
Organism: Mus musculus (house mouse)
Lineage: Eukaryota; Metazoa; Chordata; Mammalia; Rodentia; Muridae
Gene: Dzank1
Product: double zinc ribbon and ankyrin repeat domains 1
Exons: 21
Coding region: 237-2615 (792 amino acids)
Cellular component (GO): centrosome
Source: RefSeq, a predicted model, not a curated record